ACAUUAGGGAUGCCGUUGGCAUAUUAGUCCCCCGAACAAACAUGGCCUGGUUAUGGCGCGCAGGUGCCAAGUUCUCUCUGGUUGCCUCCGCCGUUGGCGGCGGAGUCACCACGGCGCUCAUUGCCACUUCCGACGACCCCGAGACGGCUCUCAAGCUUUGCGCCACCGUCCCACAUCGCCUCUUCCGCGACGCGGUCACGGCUGCUAACAUUGCUUUCGAUUAUGAAUAUUCACUGUGGGGACUGCCGGAAGGGAGUAUUGAGAGGGAGAGAAUCAAGCAUGAAGUUCACCUCAGGUCAGCACAAAAGCUUCAAGACCUUUGUUUUAAGAAUGGAGGGGUUUAUAUAAAGCUUGGGCAACAUCUUGGGCAAUUGGAAUAUUUAGUUCCUCAGGAAUAUGUUCAGACAAUGAGGGAAUCUAUGCUAAAUAAAUGUCCAGUUUCUUCCUAUGAGCAAGUAUGCAACGUAUUCAAGAAAGAGCUUGGUGAUACUCCAGAUAAAAUAUUUUCUGAGUUUGAUCCGGUUCCAAUAGCAAGUGCUUCCCUUGCACAAGUUCAUGUAGCUCGCAUGCAUGAUGGACAAAAAGUUGCUGUCAAGGUUCAGCAUACUCACAUGACUGAUACAGCAGCUGCUGAUCAUGCCACUGUGGAAUUGGUUGUAAACACAUUACACAGAUUUUUUCCCAGUUUUGAUUAUAGGUGGUUGAUUGAUGAGAUUAGCGAAAGUUUGCCCAAGGAAUUAGAUUUUUUAACUGAGGCAAAGAACAGUGAGAGGUGUCUGGGUAACUUCCACAAAUUGUCUCCUCAUAUUGCAAAUUAUGUAUAUGCACCAAAAGUAUAUUGGAACCUGAGUACCUCGAAGCUGCUGACAAUGGAAUUCAUGGACGGUGCUUAUGUAAAUGAUGUAAAAACCAUUCAGAAACUUGGGAUCAACUUGCAUGAACUUUCAACAUUGGUUAGUCAAACUUUUGCUGAAAUGAUGUUCAAGCAUGGGUUUGUGCAUUGUGAUCCUCAUGCUGCUAACUUGUUGGUGCGCCCAUUGCCUUCCAGUAAAGCUAGCAUUUGGGGCAGGAGAAAACCACAAUUGAUCCUUUUAGACCAUGGACUCUAUAAAGAGCUUGACUUCCAAACAAGAACUAACUAUGCUUCACUAUGGAAGGGGUUGGUAUUUGCUGAUGCUAAUGCAAUCAAAGAAUAUAGUGCAAAGUUGGGAGCUGGGGAGGAUUUAUAUGCACUCUUUGCUGGAGUUCUAACGAUGAGGCCGUGGAAUAGAGUUGUGGACCCAUCUAUGGAUCAUUUAGUUAUACAGGGAAAUGAGAGUGAACGAUUAGAAUUGCAGAUGUACGCAUCUCAAUAUUUCCAUCAAAUCUCUGAGCUUUUAAGACGAUUACCGCGUGUGAUUCUGCUAAUGCUAAAGACAAAUGAUUGUUUACGAGCGGUCAAUAAUUCUCUGUUACAGGGAUCAUCUUUGGAGACUUUUUUUAUCAUUGGAAAGGUUUCUUCGGAGGCUGUCAUUGAAGCAAAGAUGUUGAAAAGCAAAUCACUUUUAACAUGGUUAAACGUUAAAUUGGAUAAGAUUUUGCUAGAAGUACGACUCUGGGGGAUGCAGGUGGCCUUGUGGCUUUUACAACUAAGAAAGGCUUUGUCUUGGUCUAACCAACCAUUUUAGAAGAACUAAUCUGCCUCAUUAUUUGCUACAUUUUAUUCUUUUGGAAAAUAAGCUCUUAUAUUUUUUGUGUCCGAGGUCACAAAUUCCCUCACAAUAUGUAGCUUAUGUUUGAGCGCGGAUUGACGAAUGGUUUUAGUACUUGUUUGGUUUUCUUCGUUUGAAAUCUCAAAAACAUGCACUUUAUAGGUUAAAGAGGGUGAAAGUAAAGGAGGAAGUCAUUCUUGUGUUUGUCUGUAGCCUUUACUGUAUUCAUGUGGGCGACGCAGAAUGUUGUUGUAGACUCCCAUUAAUGUAUGGGGAAACUGUGAAAUAUAUAGAUGACUGUUCACAUCAGUUUCAA
Messenger RNA from Vigna radiata var. radiata (mung bean), 2007 nucleotides. Its product is annotated as putative ABC1 protein At2g40090. Gene Ontology annotation, cellular component: mitochondrial inner membrane. NCBI's taxonomy places the organism in Eukaryota, Viridiplantae, Streptophyta, Magnoliopsida, Fabales, Fabaceae. Bases 42 to 1667 code for a protein of 541 amino acids. The record is from RefSeq and is a predicted model, not a curated record. The transcript is spliced from 11 exons. Gene Ontology annotation, biological process: lipid homeostasis; mitochondrion organization.